This is a messenger RNA of Jaculus jaculus (lesser Egyptian jerboa), 1199 nucleotides long. RefSeq names its product carbonic anhydrase 11 (gene Ca11). Gene Ontology annotation, molecular function: carbonate dehydratase activity; zinc ion binding. Lineage: Eukaryota; Metazoa; Chordata; Mammalia; Rodentia; Dipodidae. Bases 111 to 1097 code for a protein of 328 amino acids. The transcript is spliced from 9 exons. The record is from RefSeq and is a predicted model, not a curated record.
GGGAGCUCCCCCGUGCUGGGGACAGCCAGGCUGGAAGUCCCAGGAGGAGGAGGGGAGGGAGGAGCUCGGGGGCUGGGCUUGGGGAAAGGGGUCGCUCCGUGGCCUCCCGGAUGGGGGGUGCCGCUUGCCUGAGCGCCCCGCGAGCGCUCGUACUCUGGGCCGCACUGGGGGCGGCAGCUCACAUUGGACCGGCACCUGACCCCGAAGACUGGUGGAGCUACAAGGAAAACCUCCAGGGGAACUUCGUGCCAGGGCCUCCCUUUUGGGGCUUGGUGAACGCUGCCUGGAGCCUGUGUGCAGUGGGAAAGCGGCAGAGCCCGGUGGAUGUGGACUUGAAGCGGGUGCUUUACGACCCCUUUUUGCCCCCGCUCAGGCUCAGCACCGGGGGAGAGAAGCUCCGGGGAACCUUGUACAACACCGGCCGCCAUGUCUCCUUCCUCCCUGCAUCCCGGCCUGUGGUCAACGUGUCAGGGGGUCCUCUCCUUUAUAGCCACCGACUCAGCGAACUGCGGCUGCUGUUUGGAGCUCGAGACGGAGCUGGCUCUGAACACCAGAUCAACCACCAGGGCUUCUCUGCUGAGGUACAGCUCAUUCACUUCAACCAAGAACUCUACGGGAAUCUCAGUGCUGCCUCCCGGGGCCCCAACGGACUGGCCAUCCUCAGCCUCUUUGUCAAUGUGGCCGAGAGCUCAAACCCAUUCCUCAGUCGCCUCCUCAACCGGGACACCAUCACCCGCAUCUCCUACAAGAAUGAUGCAUACUUUCUCCAAGACCUGAGCCCGGAGCUCCUUUUCCCUGAGUCCUUCGGCUUUAUUACCUAUCAGGGCUCUCUCAGUACCCCUCCCUGCUCAGAGACUGUCACCUGGAUCCUCAUUGAUCGAGCCCUCAAUAUCACCUCUCUCCAGAUGCACUCUCUGAGACUUCUGAGCCAGAACCCUCCUUCCCAGAUCUUCCAGAGCCUCAGCGGUAACGGCCGGCCCCUGCAGCCCUUGGCUCACAGGGCCUUGAGGGGCAACAGGGACCCCCGGCACCCGGAGAGGCGCUGCCGAGGCCCCAACUAUCGCCUGCAUGUGGACAGUGCCCCCCAUGGUCGCUGAGACUCCCAGAUGAGGACUGCGCCCGCCCGAGCCAAGCCUCCCUAUACUAGGGGACGGGAGUUACCCCGAAACAAAGCUAUUAAAGGGACAGAAUGCUUCGUG